CCAGCACUCGCCGCAGCUCCCAAUGCUGCUCCGCCGCUUCCUCCUCCGACAACCACAAUAAUGGACGCAUUCCAGUGCCGCCUUCACUUCACGCGGCUGAUCUCGAACCUCACUGCCUCUGCCGUAGCUGCAAAGCAAUGCGCCCAGUUUGCGCUUAAGAAUCGCGAUGUAGACGAGGACCUGUUUAGCGUCAUCCUCGAGCAACUGCAGUCGAAAGAUUGCUCCAUGAACGUCCGCGUCAAUGUUCUCUACUUCAUCGAAAGCCUGUGCGAGCAGAGUCUCAAGAUGGAUCACUUGACGUAUGUCAAGAUGAUCCAGCGAGACCUGCCGCUGAUUGUCGACGCGGUUACGCCGAAUGAUCCGCAGGGCGCCGCGAACGCCGAGACGGUCCGGAAAGUCCUGCAGAGUCUCAAUAGGAAAGGCAUCGUUGAUCGCAAGACACUGAAGGAUAUGACCGAGAUGCUGUCGCAGCGAGAGGCAGCGCACAAAGCCACCGACGAGUCUUCGGACGACACUGUGUCUGGUGACGACGAUGACGACGACGAUGACCCGCCUGGGCGGCAGAAGAGGCGGCGGUUCUCGGAUACUCUUAUCCAACAGCGGAUGGAGGAGGAUCGUGAGAGGCAUAAACGUCUUCGCGAAAACAUUUGGCAGGUUCUGGCACCUGAGCUGGGCUUGGAAGACCCCGAGUUUGAUAAGGCGUGGGAUGAGGCGAGUGAUUUAAACUCUGAUGACUACGAGAUCAUGAGGGAAGAAAAAGAGAUUCUGGCUUCCUCUAUUGCUUGAUAUUAUGUCUAAUGUACUCGUAAUACCGUUUUUUUGUUUGUGUGUUUGUAUGUUUGUUGUGUCGGCGUCGGGAUUGAGAAUAAUGAUACUGGUCUGGUACGAAAUGCAACUCAGUGCAAGGUC
Messenger RNA from Tricharina praecox, 909 nucleotides. RefSeq names its product CTD kinase subunit gamma CTK3-domain-containing protein. NCBI's taxonomy places the organism in Eukaryota, Fungi, Ascomycota, Pezizomycetes, Pezizales, Pyronemataceae. Gene Ontology annotation, cellular component: CTDK-1 complex. The transcript is spliced from 4 exons. The coding region runs from base 61 to 786 and encodes 241 amino acids. Gene Ontology annotation, biological process: positive regulation of DNA-templated transcription, elongation; positive regulation of transcription by RNA polymerase I. The record is from RefSeq and is a predicted model, not a curated record.